Messenger RNA from Pollicipes pollicipes, 2623 nucleotides. RefSeq names its product labial (gene lab). The coding region runs from base 607 to 1515 and encodes 302 amino acids. Gene Ontology annotation, biological process: regulation of transcription by RNA polymerase II. NCBI's taxonomy places the organism in Eukaryota, Metazoa, Arthropoda, Thecostraca, Pollicipedomorpha, Pollicipedidae. The record is from RefSeq and is a predicted model, not a curated record. The transcript is spliced from 3 exons. Gene Ontology annotation, cellular component: nucleus. Gene Ontology annotation, molecular function: DNA-binding transcription factor activity, RNA polymerase II-specific; RNA polymerase II cis-regulatory region sequence-specific DNA binding.
GCGCGUGGCGCGGCGCGUCGCGGUUCGACGCGAGGCCGCCGGUGUCUGUGGAGGUGCCGCAGCUUCACAAGUGGGGGCAUACUUCGGUCGCAGUUGUUCCUGGCCGGCCGCCGGCGGAGCGGCGCUCCCUCAGAACAGCGCCCCGGCCCAGGUUAUUAGCCGCCUGGAAAUUCAUGCCCGCCCAGUACGCGCCCGGCCGAAUUUACAUGGCGCGCGCGGCGGCCAGGCGCGACUGACUCCGCCCACUGAUGGACGGCCGCGCCGCACCGCGCUCCCAUUGGUCCGCCUCCUGUCACGUGACAGUCGGCCCGGCGGUGCCGGCGCCGAGCGGGUGGCGGCGGCCGCGCGUGCAUUUAUGAAGGUGAUAUAUCGCGCUGUGGUGGAGGUGCAUAAUUGCAUGAUUAUUGCGGGCGCCCGGUGGCACGAGUGAUGGCUCCGCUUCAGCUGCGCGCGUGACUGUUGCACGGCGGCCGACCAGUGCCACUCACCGCCACCUGCUGACGGCGCCGCCGGCCGGCCGCGCCCGGCGCACGCCUCGGCUUUCCCGGCCGCCGCCAGUGAGCAGUGCAGCGCGCGCCUCGGAGCCGCCGACCGCACACAGGCGUCAUGAACUCGGGCGUCUACAGCAUGUGCAACGUGGAGUCUUCGGCCGGCUACCAGCACCCGCAGGGGUAUGGCGCCGGCGAGAUGGUCUACUACCCGUCCGUGGCGCAGGAGGCGGCCGCCAACCCCUACCUGAUGGGGCCGGUGGGCGACGGCCGUGCGCCGGCCGUCUCGCACCACGACCCGGUCGGCGGCGCGGCCGGCCACCACCCCGGCGACGCGGCCACCUACACCAACCUGGACGAGUACCCCGGUCAGCCGGGCGCCUACCACCCGGCCAUGGCCGUGCACCUGCAGCCGGCGUACCGCUCCGACUUCAAGCACGACGAGUACCACGGCCACGAUGCGGCCGCGCUGCACCCGCAGGCGUACCCGUACAUCGACCCGGCCGCUUAUGGCGCGCGGACUCACAUGGGCGUGCAUGGAUACAUGGAGCAACUACGGGAACAGUGCCAGGUGAACAGUGUGUUGCAUGGCGCCGCGGCCCGCGGCCCGCAGCCGCCCGCCGCGCCCACCUACAAGUGGAUGCAGGUGAAACGGAACCACCCUAAGCCAGCAGCAAAGUCGGAGUUCAGCUAUGCCGGGGGCGCCAACAACACGGGCCGGACGAACUUCAGCACUAAACAGCUGACGGAGCUGGAGAAGGAGUUCCACUUCAACAAGUAUCUGACGCGCGCGCGGCGCAUCGAGAUCGCCACCGCGCUCACCCUCAACGAGACCCAGGUCAAGAUCUGGUUCCAGAACCGGCGCAUGAAGCAGAAGAAGCGCAUGAAGGAGGGCCUGGUGCCUUCCGAGCCGCUGACCCAGACGCCGACGGCGGCCGCCGGCUCCAAGGGCGACGGCGGCGACGACAAGACGUCGCCGCUGCAGACCAAGACCGAGUCGUCGACGCCGCCGCUGUCGCCGCAGUGACGUACGGGCGCCUAGGGCGGGCGGAUUCACGGGCCGCGCGCGGGCCUGGGGCCGGUGGGGCUCGCGACCGCGCGCCACUGGGGCCGCUGGGAACUCGCGGCCGCGCGCCAGCGCCCAGGGACGGCGAGACUCGCGGGCCGCGCGCGGGCCCGUGGCGAUAUCAAAAGUGCGUUGCGCGUGAGUGCGCGCGAGCGUGAGCGGACGUGCCAGAGGCGGAUCCAGGCAGCUUUAAGCUCGCGCGCUGAACGGCCGUAUGGUGCCGUGGCGCCGAUGGUUGGCGGGGGCAUGGGAGGCCCGCCAGCUCCGGGUACAUGAAACUCAGGGAUUUUCGCAAACGACGGAUAUCAAGCCUGGUAUUUAUUUCGUCUCGGAUGGUGCAGUGAUACGUGUGCGCGAGGAGCGAUGCAGACACCUAUUGUAAAUGAAUGUAUGUGUGUAGGCAAGAAUACCUAUUUUGUUUUACGUAUAGGAAUUUUAAUUAUUUACCGCGCUUCUCACCCAUGGUGUUUUCAAAUCUUCUUAUUCGCCUUCGAUAGUCUUAGCACUAAAUUGAUAACUUAUGUAUUUAUGGCGAUGUUUCCGUGAAAUUUUCCCGAUUUCCUCCGGCGCCUCCGGCCAUGACCAUCUGAUGCAAUAGCGCUAAGUCAACUCCAUUUUGGUAACUCUGUCUAUCGUGAUCGUGUAAGAUACUCAUCCUGCUCAGCAAAAUGGUGACGACUGGGUUCCCAUGGUAGGCUAGUCCCGUUGUUGUUUUUGAACCGUGACUUCAGUGACCAACCACUCUCUGGGUGGGACGCUGGCGGAACAGCCGCUGGCGCGCUGGAGCGCUAGCGCCGCACGAGCUGGGAUAGCUUUUACGCCGACUUCGCUCAACCGGCUCGCGCCACAAAUUGCGUCAUUGGACGAGCGCCGUGGCCGCCGGAAACGCCAGCGAGGUUGAGUCGACAGCGAACACUAUGUCGUCUCACGAAUGCCCAUUGAGCGCCGCAGCCCGUCUCCGGUGCGCCCGACCCCACUUAUCCCUGACGUGCUCUUCUGUUGUGUUUGUAAAUACGACUGUGUCUGUUGCAAUGUCAAUAUUCCUCAUGGUCACAAUACGAUGGAAAUC